Chara braunii is the source of this 2663-nucleotide messenger RNA. The record is from the annotation of a GenBank genome assembly. NCBI's taxonomy places the organism in Eukaryota, Viridiplantae, Streptophyta, Charophyceae, Charales, Characeae.
GUGAUUUUUCGAUCGGAUGCGAACUCGCGGAGUCGGAGAUACUGUUACGUGAGUGAGACGCGAUGUCGAAUCUGGAGCGCUAUGAAGCGGGUGGUGAACCAAGAGGUGGCGAUGACCGGGCACGAGAGGAACGAGAUCGGGGAAGUAGGGGUGACGACCGGGAUCGUGGGGAUCGGAGGAGAGGACCGGUCUGCUUUAAUUGCAAUGAGGUUGGCCACUAUGCUAAGCAAUGUUUGAGACUGAGGAGGUUCAAUGGAGCAGCUAGGCCCUUGACGUCUACCAAUCCCAGACGAACAAGGUCUCCCAGAAGGGGGGAUUGGAGACGCGAAUCGGCGGUGCAACUGGAUCCCGGGGUGAAACAUCAAAUCAACGAAUUGGGGAGGAGUGUUGCAUCGAUGCAACAACAUUUUGAAGAGGAGCGUAUUCGUAAGGAGAAUCGCCUGCGGCGCAAGCAGGAGAAGGAGGAAGAGAAACAGCGUGAGGAAGAAAGGAGAAUCUGUGAGGAGGAGGAACGGGCCUUUCGUGAGGCUAAGGCCGCGAAGAAGGGGGAACGGAAGAUACGCGAGGCGGAAAGCCGUGCAGAGCUGAAGAAAGACUUAGGUAUGCAAUUAGCGAUGCAGGUCCAUGAUAUGGAGGAUAAAUUCGUGCAACAUAAGGCGGUGGGGGACAGGCCACCUAUGGAGUCUCCAGCCAAACGCACGCCAGGACAUCGUUGCAAGCAAGUUACCUUCACCGGGAGGUUGACGCGUGCGAGAACCAAGGUGAUCAAGUCUCCGGGAUCGGCAAAACGAAGAACACCUGUUCGGACACCGUUGUCUGCCGCGAAGAAACGUAUGCCACCAUUGACACCAGGGUUGGGGACGCCGGAUGCAAAAAGCUCAUUGGCUAGGUACAAGUACCGUAACCUGGUCAUGGUAGGCUUGAAGCAGUUGGACGGUAAUGAGCUACAACGUAUCUGUCGUGAAAAGGGAAUACCGUACGAUGGUAAGAUCGACGCGAUAUUUGAUAUUGCCGACCAUCGCACUUACCUGCACUUUGGUGACGAUCAGGCACCGAUGGGACCUUUGGAAACUAUCCAUAUUAAAGAUUCGGAGGCAACAAAGCCGACCGAAGACAAGGAAGAUGAAGCCACGCGGUGAUGUGGCCUACGAGUGCCUUAGCUAUGGGCGAUUUGUCGUUUCCUAUCGAAAUGGCGUUGCGGGACGACUGUGAUCGACACUAAGAUCGAAAUUCUCUUUAUAACGGUAGUUCUACUGUUAGCCGUUGAGAAUGCGGUACGCUGGCUGGUGUUGAGCAACACGAGUCCCUGUGGCAUCCCGCGGCUUAGAAUGCUGGAUCAUUUAACAGGACUGACUACUGGUAAACGUGCGGAAAAGAGUUAUUUGGUCUAACUGAUGUCAGUAGUUGUUUGAAAAGAGCUAUUUGUCAGUAGAUCAAGCACCUUGCCUCCUCUGGGCAGGGUGUUAUAUCUGCUGUUUUGAGGUGUGCGGUAUGGGGUAGGUGAGUGGGGGAUGGAAAUAGAUUUUCCUUCACCAACGAGUACAUUGCGCUCAAGGUGUGCUUUUUUCUCCUUCAAAAAAAGGCCCACUUCGGCGACCUGAUUGCCAUUGGCAGGCGGCCUUCUGAUUUUUGUUUUUCUUCUUUCCUUCUCCUUUGUCCACAUUCUAAUGGAUGGAAACGGGCAGGUGGCUCAGUAUCAUGGGCCAUUGUUUCAUGCUCUUGGCUGCUGAUAACGUUGAGGCGGGCUGACAUGUUGCUGUGUUCUACCUUCGGGGAUUAGGCUCGGGAUAGACCGCAGCCAUGGAUGAAGCAAUAUUUGUCAGUCUGCAAUCGAAGAGGCCCAAGGUUUGCAUGGUUGCUGCAUAACGACGAAACGGCGGCACUCUGUUCCUUUUCAUUUUGUCCACAACAGAGAGAUCAUCCAUUUUUUUUCACCGAUUAGAGUGCGAUGUGUCUGGUGGUAAACAUUUCCGCACCCUCGUUCGCUUUUUUUUUUUGUUUGUUUCUUUCUCCCCAUUACGUAAUUCAAAAACGGGGCGUCAUGUUGGCAUAUAGACACGUCCAUAAACAGACAUUAACCAGCUCAGGGAUGCCAGGCCUGCAUUUGCUGGUGAUGUAGAUGUUCUUCGGGAGUCUUGUCUUCUGUGCCUGUGCCUCUCCGCAGCCGGUUGUAUAUGCUGAUGAGUCGGGGAAACUCUGACAAAGCAGUUUGGCACAGCCCCUUGUAUGUUGUCCUCUUCUCCCUCUUGGCCUACUACAGCUUGCCGGGGAGUUCUGUUUGAUAAUAUAUACGUAUAUAUGACAUGGUCUUUGCGGCUCUCCACAUGCCAUAACAGAUUUUGUAAGUUACUCCAGACCUGCUUUGUCUGGGCUUAUCUUCUCCUUCUUCUUCUUCUUCUUCUUCUUCUUCUUCUUUUUUUUUUUUUUUUUUUUUUUUGUAAGUCUGGGCUUAUCUACAGUUAUGGGGGUUUUGCCAGAUUUUGAUUUGAUUGGAUUAUCUAGAUUAGUGCACCCCUGAAGUGAUUAGGUUUAUUGCCAUCUUCUUAACAACUGGCCAAGCUCGGUUGGUGCACCCCUGAACUGUUGGAAAUACGGACCCGAGUGAGUUCGAACUCCUCUGGAAGCAGAUGAGUGAAAUUAUACUACUGUUCUGCAUUACGGAA